Botrytis fragariae is the source of this 201-nucleotide messenger RNA. Its product is annotated as putative cytochrome p450 protein. Lineage: Eukaryota; Fungi; Ascomycota; Leotiomycetes; Helotiales; Sclerotiniaceae. The transcript has 2 exons. Bases 1 to 201 code for a protein of 66 amino acids. The record is from RefSeq and is a predicted model, not a curated record.
AUGGGAAACUUACUACUUUUCGUUGUUCCUCUGGCUCUAGCUAUAGCCGCUGUUCAAUUUAUUCAAAAGUAUGAUUUAAGUCAACUACCACCUGGACCUCCAGGUCGUGAUCAUGCGAAUCUCUUAGACAAUGAUCGCUGGAACAUGUUCAAAUCAUGGAACGAACAAUAUGGUCCGGCGUUCUUUCUUUUCUUGACUUGA